Scedosporium apiospermum is the source of this 1527-nucleotide messenger RNA. RefSeq lists its product as uncharacterized. Gene Ontology annotation, cellular component: proton-transporting V-type ATPase, V1 domain. Gene Ontology annotation, biological process: ATP metabolic process; proton transmembrane transport. The transcript is spliced from 7 exons. The coding region runs from base 1 to 1527 and encodes 508 amino acids. Gene Ontology annotation, molecular function: ATP binding; proton-transporting ATPase activity, rotational mechanism. The record is from RefSeq and is a predicted model, not a curated record. Lineage: Eukaryota; Fungi; Ascomycota; Sordariomycetes; Microascales; Microascaceae.
AUGGGAGACUCCCGAGCGCCUCCGAAGAGGACCUACUCCGUCGUACCUAGGAUCAACUACAACACAGUCAACAGUGUUGUAGGACCCCUGGUCAUCCUUGACAAUGUCAAGUUCCCUCAGUACAACGAGAUUGUCGCCCUUACGCUUCCCGAUGGCUCCGAGAAACAUGGCCAGGUUUUGGAAACUCGAGGUGACAGGGCCGUCGUCCAGGUCUUUGAGAAUACCCAUGGUGUCGACGUCAAGAAGACGAGGGUCGAGUUUGUCGGUCACAGCAUGAAGCUCGGCGUCUCGGAAGAUAUGUUGGGUCGCGUCUUCAACGGUUCCGGUCUUCCCAUCGACAAGGGCCCCAAGGUGCUUGCCGAAGAGUACCUCGAUAUCAACGGAAGCGCCAUUAACCCGCAGUGUCGAGAGUACCCCGAAGAGAUGAUUGCCACCGGCAUCUCUACUAUCGAUACCAUGAACUCCAUCGCCCGAGGACAGAAGAUUCCCAUCUUCUCUGCCUCCGGUCUGCCCCACAACGAAAUCGCCGCCCAGAUUUGCCGUCAGGCCAGCUUGGUUAAGAAACAGGGCAUCACGAACAAGGGUGUGCACGACGGUCACGAGGAUAACUUUUCCAUUGUUUUCGGUGCUAUGGGUGUUACGCUCGAUACCGCCAGGUUCUUUACGAGAGACUUUGAGGAGAACGGCAGUAUGGACCGUGUUACGCUGUUUAUGAACCUGGCCAAUGAUCCGACCAUCGAGCGUAUCAUUACCCCUCGCCUGGCCCUUACCACCGCCGAAUACUAUGCCUACCAGCUCGAGAAGCACGUCCUAGUUAUCCUUACCGAUAUCUCGUCUUACUGCGAUGCCCUCCGAGAGGUUUCCGCCGCCCGAGAAGAAGUGCCCGGUCGUCGUGGUUAUCCCGGUUACAUGUACACGGAUUUGUCCACCAUCUACGAACGAGCCGGUCGUGUGCAGGGUCGACAAGGCUCCAUCACCCAAAUCCCCAUUCUCACCAUGCCCAACGACGACAUUACCCAUCCCAUUCCCGAUCUGACGGGUUACAUUACCGAGGGCCAGAUCUUCAUCGACCGUCAACUCCACAACCGUGGUAUCUAUCCUCCCAUAAACGUGCUGCCGUCGCUAUCUCGUCUCAUGAAGUCCGCCAUCGGUGAGGGUAUGACCCGCAAGGACCAUGGUGACGUCUCCAACCAGCUCUACGCCAAGUACGCCAUCGCCCAGGACGUGGCCGCCAUGAAGGCCGUCGUCGGUGAGGAGGCCAUGACGGAAGAGGACGACCGCGCGCUGGAGUUCCUCAAGAAGUUUGAGCAAGAGUUCAUCGGCCAGGGUGCGUAUGAGGCGCGAACCAUCUACGAGUCGCUCGACAAGGGCUGGGAGAUGCUCCGGACGUUCAACCAGGACGAACUGAACCGAAUCCCCGCUAAGAUCCUGAACGAGUUCUUCGCCAGGAAACCGACGGACGGCGACGACCAGGAGGAUAGGACCCGACAACCCGCGCAGCAGACGGAGAACCUGAUCGAUGCGUAG